This is a messenger RNA of Alnus glutinosa, 1514 nucleotides long. Its product is annotated as protochlorophyllide reductase, chloroplastic. Gene Ontology annotation, molecular function: protochlorophyllide reductase activity. The coding region runs from base 131 to 1330 and encodes 399 amino acids. The record is from RefSeq and is a predicted model, not a curated record. The transcript is spliced from 5 exons. NCBI's taxonomy places the organism in Eukaryota, Viridiplantae, Streptophyta, Magnoliopsida, Fagales, Betulaceae.
CCCUAUGUAUAUAAAUACGAGUUGGAUUCUUUUCCAAAUGCUUAAGCUCAGCCCCAUUUUAGUGAACUUGUGAGAGAGGAUUUGAAAACCCAAUUCAGAGAGGUUGAGGAGUUCUGCUUUGCAAGUGACAAUGGCUCUCCAGGCUGCUUCUCUGGUUCCCUCUGCCUUCAUCACCCCAAAAGAGGGAAAAUCCGGUGCAUCCUCCAAGGACUCAAGUCUUUUUGGAGUUUCAUUCUCAGACCAUCUUAAAGCUGACUUCAGCUCUUCUGGUUUAAGGUGUAAGAGGGAAUUCAACCAAAGAGUUGGGGCAGUGAGAGCUCAGACAGCGGCUACAUCUGCUCCGGCAGUAAAUAGGGCUGCACCAGAGGGGAAGAAAACUUUAAGAAAGGGCAGUGUGGUGAUUACUGGUGCCUCCUCUGGACUGGGUCUGGCCACGGCUAAAGCUCUAGCUGAAACCGGAAAAUGGCACGUAAUUAUGGCCUGCAGGGAUUUCCUCAAGGCUGAAAGAGCUGCCAAGUCAGCUGGCAUUGCCAAGGAAAAUUAUACCGUCAUGCACUUGGACCUUGCCUCACUUGACAGUGUCCGCCAGUUUGUUGAUAACUUCAGGCAGUCAGGCCGCCCGCUUGACGUGUUAGUCUGCAAUGCAGCUGUCUAUUUGCCAACUGCUAAGGAGCCUACAUUUUCUGCUGACGGGUUUGAGCUUAGUGUUGGCACUAACCACCUCGGUCACUUCCUUCUCUCGCGGUUGCUGCUUGAUGACUUGCAGAAAUCCGACUACCCGUUAAGGCGUCUCAUCAUCGUUGGCUCAAUUACAGGAAAUACAAAUACCUUGGCUGGGAAUGUACCUCCUAAGGCCAACCUCGGGGACCUGAGGGGGCUUGCAGGGGGCUUAAAUGGGCUAAACAGCUCGGCCAUGAUUGAUGGUGGAGGCUUUGAUGGUGCCAAGGCCUACAAGGACAGCAAAGUCUGCAACAUGCUCACCAUGCAAGAAUUCCACAGGCGCUACCACGAGGAAACAGGCAUAACAUUUGCUUCCCUUUACCCUGGCUGCAUUGCCACAACAGGCUUGUUUAGGGAGCACAUCCCCUUGUUCAGGCUCCUCUUCCCUCCCUUCCAGAAGUACAUCACCAAGGGCUAUGUCUCCGAAGAUGAAUCCGGGAAAAGACUUGCUCAGGUUGUGAGUGAUCCGACCUUAACAAAGUCUGGUGUUUACUGGAGCUGGAACAAGAAUUCAGCUUCAUUUGAAAACCAAUUGUCUCAAGAAGCUAGUGACACAGAUAAGGCUCGGAAGGUGUGGGAAGUCAGUGAGAAACUUGUUGGUUUGGCCUAAACAUGUCUCAAGAGCCUUGAUCUUUGCAGUGGGAGAGGAAGAUAUCACUGAGACUGAGUCCAGUCGUGAGUGUGGAGUUUCGACUCCGGUGCUGUGUUGUAAACAAUUUUCUUGUAGAUGUCUAUGACUUCUUACAAUCGUCAAUAAAAUCACUCACCCUCAUUUUGUUACAAAGCACAAAUCA